ACCCUCCGCAGCGGCCAGCGCUUUUGGAGAUGUUAUGAAUUCGGCGGCAAGGGAGAAUCCGAUUGCAUCGGCAUCGGAUACAGAGACGGCAAGUUCUUUUGCUUGUUCGAAAACGGAGAAUUACUGAUUUUCUCGGUCGAGGAGGGCGGCGGCGAGCGCCGUAUGUUGAUACCUGGCUCAAGGCCGCCUCGGCUUUUGGCGAAUCUCCACCGCGUGGACAAUUACCUCUGUGUUGCCGGCUCCGAAAGCGGCCUCCUGAGGGUCAGCUGGGGCAGAAUUGAUGAAAGUAAAGGGAUCUUCUUCCGGUUGCUGACGGUGGAGAAAGUAACGGCGGCGCAAUUUGGGAAUGAUGAAGCGGUCGCUAGGUUAGAGGAAGGGCAGUGCGCGGCGGUG
Linum tenue is the source of this 393-nucleotide messenger RNA. Lineage: Eukaryota; Viridiplantae; Streptophyta; Magnoliopsida; Malpighiales; Linaceae. The record is from the annotation of a GenBank genome assembly.